AUAAUAGUGUGAUUUGCUGUGAAAAUCAGUUUUGGAGCGAAACCGCAUUACGUAUUCAGAUCUGCCCUAAGCCAUGGGAGACGAGGAGGAGGAGGAGGCGCUGCCGUGCGUAACCACCGUUUCCGGCCAAUCAGCCUCGGCCACCAACGCUCUCCGCAAAUUAAACCUUCUUGACAUACACGCCGAUGAUGCCGCUGGCAAGAAGAAAAAGAGAGGCCAACGUGCUGUUGGACCUGAUAAGACUGGAAGAGGUCUCCGCCAAUUUAGCAUGAAAGUGUGUGAGAAGGUAGAAAGCAGGGGAAGAACAACUUACAAUGAGGUGGCGGAUGAGCUUGUUGCUGAAUUUUCUGAUCCAAGCAAUACUGAUUUGACCCCUGAUCAGCAACAAUACGACGAGAAAAAUAUCCGUAGAAGGGUCUAUGAUGCUCUGAAUGUUCUAAUGGCAAUGGAUAUUAUUUCUAAGGACAAAAAGGAAAUCCAAUGGAAGGGUCUUCCUCGUACUAGUGUGAAUGAUAUUGAAGAGCUAAAGACAGAGCGUCUUGGGCUCAGGAAUAGAAUUGAAAAGAAAACAGCAUAUCUGCAGGAGCUUGAGGAGCAAUUCGUAGGUCUUCAGAACCUUAUUCAACGAAAUGAGCAGUUAUAUAGCUCAGGAAAUCCUCCUCGUGGAGGUGUAUCUUUGCCGUUUAUUCUGGUACAGACAGGUCCUCAUGCAACUGUGGAAGUGGAAAUAUCAGAAGAUAUGCAGCUUGUUCAUUUUGAUUUCAAUAGUACCCCCUUUGAGCUGCAUGACGACAAUUAUGUUCUCAAGGCAAUGAAAUUUUCUGAGAAACCACAGGAUGACAAUAUGAUACUCAAUCUUAAUGAUGGAGGUGAAGGUUCUAGCGUUUCAGGCUUGUGUCAGCCACAGGCUCUUCCUACAAUUUUAAAUGUGUCAAAUAGGUCUCCAACAUCACCUCCUCUCCCUGGCAUAUUAAAGGCAAGAGUUAAGCAAGAGCAUUAAUCUAUAAGUUUAUUAUAUUAUGUUUCCUUAUGUAAGCAUGUUUGUAUAUUUUGUAGAGAAAUUUGCUGCAGUUGUUAGACCGUUAUAGUUAGUCAUUGGUACAGCCAAGUCAUUCUGUAGGUUAGGAAGCAGACCGGUAUGUCAUCUUUGUUGUUAGGGGUAGACUUUGGCACAUUCCUUUCCCACAUAUUUUGACUGUAACUUUGUCCCCUCUCUAGUGAGACAAAUCGGUUUGUAUUAGUCCAUAGGUCAUGGAAUGGAAUCCAACAGCAUAGGAUUAAUUUUCGAAUUCACCGAUUUAUAGUGUAAAGUUUUCCAGCUUAGUUGGUAUUUGGACCAAUGCAUCUUGUUUGUAUUGUAGCA
Molecule: messenger RNA, 1363 nt
Organism: Cajanus cajan (pigeon pea)
Lineage: Eukaryota; Viridiplantae; Streptophyta; Magnoliopsida; Fabales; Fabaceae
Product: transcription factor-like protein DPB
Biological process (GO): regulation of transcription by RNA polymerase II; regulation of cell cycle
Cellular component (GO): nucleus; transcription regulator complex
Molecular function (GO): DNA-binding transcription factor activity, RNA polymerase II-specific; RNA polymerase II transcription regulatory region sequence-specific DNA binding
Source: RefSeq, a predicted model, not a curated record